AAAGUGAGAGGGAAAUAGAGAGGGAGUGGGAGUAGGGAAGGAUGGUAGUGGCAGAAGAGUGGGAGUAAGUUGUGUGAAGGAGCGAUGCAUCUGGAGCGCACUCUCGCGGCAAACCGGCGAAACUAUACUCGCGGAAAUAAUUAUCGCGAUUUAUGUUAUUUGCAAAUACGAACGGGGAUUAAUUAAUUGCGUUAACAUGCCGAGUAGAAAGGAUUAGGUGGCGAACGGGCGUCGUAGCCGUUGCCAGCUUCCCGUCUACGGUGAAAGGAGUUCCCUGGCUGCCCAGUGCGGGAAUGGACUUGGCAGAAACUAUGAAAAAUAUUGUUGCCAAAGGUAUGCAAACAGAGAUGGGUCCACCGGGUGGAGGUUCAGGGUAUCCUGGUAACCCAAGUAGCGCAGGAUAUGUAACGGAGAAAACAUACAUGUUAAUUCAAGCGUAUUUGCAAAAUAAAAGUUGGAAUCCCAGCAUUGAAUUGUUACAAUGCUUUGCUGAAUUCAAGGAUGGAUCUAUAAUACCAAAUGCUGCGUAUUUACAAAUGAUGGCAUCCAGAAUAGCGGUUGAUUCACAAGGAAGAUUGGUAUUGAGAGAAAAUGGAAAAAUAAUAUUACCUUAUGAACAUUUUGCCAACGCGGUGAUGAUGAAGCACAUGACUGGGCCACAGGGUAUACAUUUGGGACUGGAAGGAACAGUUAGAGCUGUUAUGGAAUCUUAUACGAUUGGACGAGAAUAUUUUGGAAUGGAGAAGGAAUUUAUCAUCGAGAUUGUACAAAAUUGUCCAAAUCCAGCUUGUCGAUACAAGAAUCAGUUUGAGAUGCAGAAGAUGGGUCAUAUGGCACCUACAUAUAUUCAAGAAAAUGAAGCUACAACAUCCCUGUUACGUACUGGCUUUCCGCAUAAUGCAGAUUUUCAACCAGCUUUGGGUGGUGGUAAUCCUAAUACACACUUACCAAUGGGAACUGGAGCGGACAUGUCAGAAAUGAGAGGUGGUGGUAAUCAAAUGAAUAUACAACGUCCACCUAGCCGUCCAUCUUUAAAUAUUCCACAUCGGCCUGUGUCUCAAGAAAAAAAAGUACCAACCAAUAAACAGCAUUAUGAAUCGCUAAUACCUAAUAUUCCUAUAUCGGAUCACAAAUUAACAGAUUUCUUACGAACAAAUUUGGAUAAUUUGGACAAUCUUAGUGGAUUUGGGUUAGGUAAUCUUCAAAGUUUAAGCAAUGCAAAUAAAGAUUUAUUAGCUUUACACAACGGUGCUUGGCCGUUAGAAAAUGAUAAGGGUUCACGUUCGAGUUCUUCUAACUUGGAAGUUGGACAAGAAAAGAUUAUUAGAGCUUAUGCAGAAGUUAUAAAAAACACGGCCAGGAUGAAGACUUGCAUACGUCCUGCAAUGUGCAAGCCAUAUGGGAAACAAUCUGAAGCAUUACAAAAAACUUUGAUUGAUACGAUACAGCUUGUACAAUCUCUGAGGAGUAUUAUACCACCACCUAUUAUACCAAUCGUGAGCUGGAAAAAUGAAGAUAAACAUCGGUUAGAUCAUACCAGUACUCCUUAUCUUCCCGCAUUAAAAGCUGGUGGAUUAGAAGAAUUAUGCGAACAGCGCAAGUUAGACUAGAUGAUCUAGUUUCUAGCUUAAAAAUAGUAUAAGACCAAUGUUUCGUCUUUGCGCUCUAUGGUGUUCUAGUCAGAAAGUGUAUAUGAGAGGGUUGUUUAGUUUAUUCUAAACAAAAACCCAAGUGGGAUUGAUGAAAAAAUGUUGUUGGCAUUUAGGACUUCAAAUACUAAGAGACAAAACGAGUCAUGCGUGGACUGUGAUAUACGUGGGUAGCAAAGAAAAUUUAUAUGUAGUAAAAACUGAUAAAAAAAAACCACUCACGGCGUUAAAUUAGAAAUUCAGGUUA
Messenger RNA from Polistes dominula (European paper wasp), 1896 nucleotides. RefSeq lists its product as uncharacterized. The record is from RefSeq and is a predicted model, not a curated record. NCBI's taxonomy places the organism in Eukaryota, Metazoa, Arthropoda, Insecta, Hymenoptera, Vespidae.